CCUCAGCUGUUUUGCUGUUUACUUUUUGCGACUAUUGUGUGUAAACAGUUUCAUCCAUUUUUACGGCAGUGCGAGAAUUAUUUCGUGAAUUUAACUUCUAAUUGUGUUAAGUAAUCAUACUUUCUAUCUCCGAAGCUCACGUGCAUUGAUGGUUAGACAUUUUUAUUCCGUCUCCGUAUCAACUCGAUUAACGACUCAACAUUUGAGAGUGGCAAAAUUUGUCAGACCUUGAUUGAUUUACGUAUUAAGAUAAUGUUCUAGUUUCUUUGUUCUCAUGCUCUUUCGUUGGUUCGUGAUAUGAAUUUCUGUCGCGAAUCAAGAUCAUUUAAUGGACAAUUUACUCUCGGUCUAGGUGCUCUUUCAAUUUUUUCCGUGGUUUUUCGUUUCUUCGUGUUAUGCACGCUCUCCUAGGUUGCCUUCAUUUUCUUCAUGCAGUGCCUGAAAGUUCAUUGUUAUGAGAUUGUAAGCUCAACCAAUAGUUGUUUCUCCACUUCACACUUCAUUGAGCUAACACCUUCAAGAACUAAUGCACAAUCAUGAUUCUUCAUUCACUCUCAUGGUUUUGUAGCUAGAAAGUGCUGUAAGCUGAGGUAGAGGAGAAGAAAAUGAAAAGUUAUGGUAUAUGAUAUUUGACAGCUUUGAAACGGGGGGUAAGAUGUUGUACGUUUUCCAUGUAGACACUGGCUGUAUGCUGACCUUUGAAAUGAAUCUUGCACUUGAAACGGUGGUGCAACUAAAGCAGACCAUUGAACUUGAGUGCAGUAUUCCAGCUGAUAAACAAGUUUUGCUUGUGAGUGGCGGGGAAUGCCUCGAUUCAGAAGCAAGAGUUGGCAGUUACUCUGCUGGAACUGAUACGAAUCCAAUUUUUCUGUUCAGUAAGAGCACAAUUGAAUCUCCAACACCUCCAACUCUGUGCCAUGACUUUGGCUCUGAGGUGGAGCUUAAAGAGAAAGUGGAUGCCUCAAAUAAUUUGCCUCCAACUAUUCAUGCUGUGGUCGUGAGAUCACAGCUUGCGCAGCAGUUUUAUGAGUUAGCUCGUGAUCAGACCAAAAUAUGUGAGGACCUUGUUCAUGAUCAACAUUUGCAGCAGCUAGGGUGGUCAGCAGUAAUUGCAAAUUUAGAUGAUGUUUUAUUAGCAUUCAAGCAGCGUUGUGAUCUCUUCGAACAAAGCUUUUGUCAAUACUUAGAAACAAAAGAUGAUUACGCUAAAUUGUUAGAUUCGUUCAAAGACGACCUGGAGACUUUAUCCCACAUCCCAAUUUUACCCUCUCUGUUGGAUGAAAAUGAUGAGGAACGCGGGAGAGUUGAAAAACUAGCGGAAAACAAAGGAAGUGAUGUUUCUCUGUUGGAAUGGAUUGCAGCAAAAGAUAAUCAAAGUAGUCUUGAACAAUUAGCAGAACAAUGCCACCGAGGACUUGAACAAUUUCGUGAAGACAUCCUCAUACAGUUUAAACAAGAAAUUGCCAAAGCAGUGGAAACAGCCAACUCAGUUGACCUCCGAGAAAUCAAAGGUCUGGAAGGGCGACUGUGCGGUCUUGAACAGCUAAUGAAUGAAGUGAAAAAGAUUGUUCAAGAACAAAUGGAUCUGGCUCAAGCAUUCUCUCAGAAUCAGGUUCGAGCCUGCAAUUUGGGGGACACUUCCAUUUUACCUGAUCUUUGCACGUCACAUUGCCGUCAAUUAGAGGUUAUGCUGAUGAAUCAUCAGAAAAUACGUGACAUAAGACGGCGCUGCAACCGAGCGAAAGAAGAACUCUCUGUCAACCUCUAUCAUCGUUUGAAGGGUGUCAUGUUUGUUGAGAAUCGUAUCUGUGAAAUGGAUAGCCGUCUAGUUCUUCAUCAUGAAAACUUGAAGCGCCUCCGCAAACAUCUGGAAGUUGUGCAACAGUUACAUCAUGCUCCUCGAAUGUAUUUAUCGGCUGUCAGUGAAGUUGUCAGGCGCAGAUCAUUCUCCGAGGCUUUUUUAGUUUGGGCGAAUGAAUUGGCUUGUCAGCUUUUAGCAGUGCAUUCUGAAGAAAUCGAAAGACGCAAUAAUUUUCAGGCUGAAUUCGAAGGUCAUUUUCUCAGUUCUCUCUUUCCCGGCUUUGAAGACCAACCGCCAUCUUUUGCCACCCAAGCACCAACUUUAUUUGAUCGCAAUUUACCCAAGUUAUCCAUAGAUGAUAUGGAACAAUUACGGCAUGAUUUACCGCAGAAUUUAGCCAUGUCAGUGACUCUUCCAGAUAUUAAUAGUAUCACUCAGUUCUUCAGCACUUCCUCGGAGCCCCUGUUGAAACAAGUUGGGAAGAAUAUUAAACGCUCCUUUGAAGAACAGUUGGUGGAUGUUACCAGUGUUGCCGAUAUUGUAGGUGAUGAUAUUGGAUCGAGCGCUAUGCAGCCUGACAGUCAAACAAGUGGUCAAAGUGGUGGAAACACGCAACCCAUCACAGACAGGGGUUUUGAAUCUGAAACUGAUACAGAAGAAUUUGAGAAAGUCGAUCAGUCUCCAACAGAUUUGACGUUUGAUGCAAAGCAGAGAGGAAAAUGUAAAAAGCGUAAUUGUGAUAUUUUAAAAAAUGAGGGUUCAUUAAUGCCAUCCAUGGAUAGUCUAAACUCUUUUAGGAUUGCUGCAAGGAAAGUCAUAAUUGAUUUGCGCAAUGAGCUCAAAACAGUCAAAGAUUAUGUCAUAUCUCAGCAAGCUAUGCUGGAUGACAUGAAAAAAUUAGAAACAGCUUAUUCUUCAGUUUGCCAGAUUAAAGAUUCGCAAGUGCUCACCCUUCAAAAGGAAAUCGAAGGCAAGGAUGAUCACAUAGCAGAACUAACUGAACGAAUGAAUAAACUUGAAACGCAAAUCAGUGAUUUUGUUGUGUUAGAAGAGAAGUUUAAAGAAGAAAUUGAAACUAGUAAGCAGAAACUAUUGGACGAGAAAGAAGCAGCUCUGAAGGAACUCGGUGAUCGAUUAAAUUUAGAUCACAAAAGAGAAAUGGAAGGUCUCAGAUCUAGGUAUCGUCUGUAUGCUUGCACAAAUAUGGAAAGAAGUCCAAGUGAUAGUAGUUUGGAAAAAAUAGAGCAGCGUUCUGAUGUAAUCGAAAUAGCGAAUCAUGAAAAAAUAAUUUCCCAGUUGCAAUCUGAUUUCAUGAUGGAAAAAGAAAAGCUUGUCUCCGAAGAGAGAGAAAAAUGGGUAACUAAAUUAGAAGAAGCUAAAGUCAAAUCAGAUGCUGAGCGACAGGUAUGGUUCAAUGAAGCAAUGCGUCGGGUAACAGCAGAGAAAGAGAGACAGCUAGAAAGAUCCCAUAAACGCGAGCUUGCUCUGACCCAAGAAUAUAACAAAUUCAAAGAUAUAUUGCAGAAGUUUAAAACUCAAAGCGAGCACAAGCCGUGUCCCCUGUUAAGCUCCUUGGAAACGAUGGAAACUGGUAGUAUCACUUCCUCAGUAGAAGAACCGAAAAUGUUAGAAAGUAGUUUUUCUCUGGCAAAGGACAUCGUCAGGAAGCACAGUGGGUCUUUGAAUGAAAUUGAUAGUGAUAGCUCAGCUUCAAUUUCUGCUAUUUCUGAAUCUGGCUGGUCCAUGGAUAAUUCUACUUCUAGUCCUAGUGUAGUUCAAAAAUUUGGUCAUAAAGAUAAAAGUACAAAGCCGGUAGAUAUGACUUGCUCACUAUUGCAAGAUUUCAAAAUUAGUGUCAAAUCGUGCAAUAUUGGGGACGAAGUAGUAGUGCUGUGGGAUCCUGUUCAUACUAACUAUGUUAUUUAUCAAGUCACAAGCAAGCUCCAUUUUCUGCAUCCUGAUUCGCUAGCCAUGUUAGAUUUGAAAACUGAACCUGAUCACUUGCCCGAGAAACUAUUCAUCAUCGCAUUAGUUAUUGAAAAGGAACAUUGCGUUGCCAGAAAGCCAUCAAACCGGUACCGAGUGAAAGUAGGAGAAAAGUUUUAUAGAGUGAAAGUCACACCAACGCAAGCGUUUCUUAAAAAUCAGCCGCAGAGCAGUCAGUGAUUCAUACUAGAGUGUAGAAUCCAAUUCUCAGAUAGAAUCAAAGAAAUCUUGUAGCGAUUUCUUUAAAUAUUGUUAAAUGUCUACUUAAGUCACUAAAUUACUUUCCAAAAUGAAUAUGGCAACAUCAUGAAAAAAUUGUGAUAUAUUUUUUUUUACCUGAUUGCCGUUAAGUAGGUAGUUUUAAGGCACUUUCUUUAUGGAUUCAGUGAUUCGUACCAGUACUCAAGAUUAGUAGUUUGACUGAUGUUUUUAUUAUUUUUGACUGUCACCUAUCUUGGUCUCAGUGUUGAAGAUUUAUGCAAUGACAAUGGUUUUUGUAUAUCAUCAAUAAUUUCAUGCAUCUUUCCCUGCCUUUUAUUUGCUUUUUGUUGAGAAAGGGAGAGAAUUUUUGUAAAAGGAAGUAAGUACCUACAGAAGAAAAUUCUAAUCUUCAAAGAAAAGUAGAAAAUAGUGAGAGUAAUUUUAAGAUUUUGUUUUUUUCUCAUUGAUUUCAAUUUUGUUUGGUUCGUCGUCCUUUCUUUUUCUGUUCUUUCACAAGGAAAAAAUGAAUGUAUUUCUUGUUUAAAAGUAGUCUAAGGAAUGCAACUGUCAACUUUGAAUUAUAAGUACCUUUGAUUAAGCAUGUAGAAUGCUCUUUCAUAACAGUAAUCAAAUUUGAAUAAAAAAAAGUGCACUUGUAUUUCAUAAAUUAAAGUGGGUCAUAAAUUCAAUUUGAAUUGCCAUCUCUCUAGAAUAUGAUUUUCCCUCUGUUAUUUUACGAUUGCAAUGUUUAGUCAUUCAAUUCAAUCUUCAUAAUUUUGUUCUCCUUAAAAUGAUUCUCCUAGGUAAGUUUUUUCAAGUGAUGUUAAUAUUGAACCUGAUUUAAGUUUAGGCAGUCCUUCAUGAGUCAUCAAAUUGUACAAUUUUCUAUAGAUUUUUUUUUCCUAUUUUUGGUUUGUGAAUUUUAAUCAUCAAUGUAUCGAUUAUCAAUCACUCCUUAGCGUUGUUUUCCCCCUGAUUAUUUUAAGUAAAUGAUGAAACAAAUAAACCAUCUUGUUUUUA
Messenger RNA from Bemisia tabaci, 5008 nucleotides. It is a transcript of the gene Atg17, whose product is annotated as autophagy-related 17. Gene Ontology annotation, biological process: piecemeal microautophagy of the nucleus; ribophagy; reticulophagy. Gene Ontology annotation, cellular component: phagophore assembly site membrane; Atg1/ULK1 kinase complex. NCBI's taxonomy places the organism in Eukaryota, Metazoa, Arthropoda, Insecta, Hemiptera, Aleyrodidae. Gene Ontology annotation, molecular function: protein kinase binding; molecular adaptor activity. The record is from RefSeq and is a predicted model, not a curated record.